This is a messenger RNA of Mesorhabditis belari, 921 nucleotides long. Lineage: Eukaryota; Metazoa; Nematoda; Chromadorea; Rhabditida; Rhabditidae. The record is from the annotation of a GenBank genome assembly.
AUGUCGUCUAAAAGUAAUCCAGCUGGAGGGAAAUUUAAUCCGAAAUAUCUCCCGAAAAUCCAAAAAUUCUUCUCCAAGAAUGAGUGCCCAAAAUGGAAUGAUUUGGAAACGUUCGAAAGAGAAAAGAAAUCUCUCCUCAGAACAAACAACUUUUCAAAUAUAGCAAAAUAUUUUGAGAUCAAUGACAAUGGAGAUCGAUUUGAGUUUUUGAUGGAGAGUUGGGAAUGGGGAUCGUUGAGAGAUGUGUAUUCCUCUCCAAAAUACAUCUAUACAAUGAAUCUCGUUCUCGAUUGGAGUAAACAACUCUUUAGUGCACUUGGUUAUUUAAACUGUAGGAAUAUCCUCCAGCAAGAUAUUUGCCCUGAAAAUGUGAUUAUGACAGGGGAUUUUUCUUUGAAAUUAGCCUAUUUCCCAACAAUUCCCAAUUUAAUCGGUGGACAGCGAUAUGAAGGAGUUGAGAAAUAUGGAAGAGCUGAAUGGGAUGAGUCAUUUAAAAACCAAGUUUACUCGAUUGGGUUAAUUAUUUGGGAGAUUAUCGAAAGAAGGAGAGUUUUCGAGGAAUAUGAUAGAGAUGGAAAGUUUCAAGUCGAUCAACUUCAUCAGGAUCUAAAGACGGGAAAAUUCCUGCUCCCAUGGCCGAAAUGUGAAAGCCGAUUGGCGGUGAUUGUUGAAUUAUGCACUCGAUUAAAUCUUGAUGAUCGACCUGGUUCAUCAGAUGCUUUCGAUUUACCGUACUCAAAAAUAUCUCAACAUGCAAGUAACAAAAAAGAGCCUCAGGCUCUCAAAAUGAAGAUCCGGGAAGAUGAACGUUGUUUGAUUCGACCCAUUGGAUUUGAUGGAACCGAAAAUGAAGACAAUCCAAAAGUUUCGAGAAAUCCUCAAAAACGACAUGUUAUACUAUAUUUUGAUGGAGAAGUCGAA